Vicia villosa (hairy vetch) is the source of this 639-nucleotide messenger RNA. RefSeq lists its product as uncharacterized. The transcript has a single exon. Bases 1 to 639 code for a protein of 212 amino acids. Lineage: Eukaryota; Viridiplantae; Streptophyta; Magnoliopsida; Fabales; Fabaceae. The record is from RefSeq and is a predicted model, not a curated record.
AUGCUUGAAGCAGUGGCAUCACAAGACUUAUGGAUUUGGCAUGCGUUUUUUGGUAUUGCAUGUUCAAACAAUGACAUUAAUGUGCUAAACCAAUUCAACGUGUUUAACGAUAUUUUGGAAGGACAUGCUCCCAAUGUGCAAUAUACAAUCAAUGGGACACCAUAUAAUAUGGGGUAUUAUUUAGCAGAUGGUAUAUAUCCCGAGUGGGCUACAUUUGUCAAGACCAUUUCAAUGCCACAGGGAGAAAAGAAAAAGUUAUUUGCUCAACAUCAAGAAUCAGCUAGAAAAGAUGUGGAGCGGACAUUUGGAGUGCUUCAAUCUCGAUUUGCAAUUAUACGUGGCCCAGCACGUGCCUGGCACAUGGACACCCUCAAGCAUACCAUAUAUGCAUGCAUCAUAUUACACAACAUGAUUGUUGAAAACGAACGACAUACAUAUGGAGGUAAUUUUGAUUACUAUUAUGAUAAUGUGGAUGACAACAACUCAACAACCGAAACAUUUAGCGGUCCUCAUCCGAAUCUUGUAACAAGACUACAAAGAAGAGCAAGUAUUCGAGAAAAACAAGUUCAUCGUCAACUUCAAGGAGAUUUAAUCGAGUAUAUUUGGGAAUGUUUUGGACAUAUAGAUGAUGAAAUUUAA